Molecule: messenger RNA, 983 nt
Organism: Marmota monax (woodchuck)
Lineage: Eukaryota; Metazoa; Chordata; Mammalia; Rodentia; Sciuridae
Gene: Tm2d3
Product: TM2 domain containing 3
Exons: 6
Coding region: 66-824 (252 amino acids)
Source: RefSeq, a predicted model, not a curated record
CGCCCCCAUUAGGCGCGCGCCGGGAACCCCGCCCCCCGGCCCGGAAGUGCGCGCGCGUCGGCAAGAUGGCAGCUGCGGCGGGACCGCUCCUGCGCCUCCGCCGCUUGUGUCGCGUGCUGCUCUUCCUCUCGCAGUUCUACAUUCUAUCUGGUGGUGGAUCCUUAAAUUUAGAGCAUUCGCAGCCGCUGGCUCAGGCAAUAAAGGAUCCGGGCCCAACACGUACAUUCACAGUAGUUCCCAGGGCAGCAGAAAGUACCGAAAUCCCACCCUAUAUGAUGAAGUGUCCAAGCAAUGGUUUAUGUAGCAGACUUCCUGCAGACUGUAUAGACUGUGCUACAAAUUUCUCCUGUGUCUAUGGGAAGCCUGUCACUUUUGACUGUACAGUGAAACCUUCUGUUACAUGUGUUGAUCAAGACUUCAAAUCCCAAAAGAGCUUUAUCAUCAACAUGACUUGCAGAUUUUGCUGGCAGCUUCCUGAAACAGAUUAUGAGUGCUCCAAUUCCACCAGCUGCAUGACAGUGUCCUGUCCUCGGCAACGUUACACUGCCAACUGCACAGUGCGGGAUCACAUCCAUUGCUUGGGUAAUCGUACUUUUCCCAAAAUGCUAUACUGUAAUUGGACUGGAGGUUAUAAGUGGUCGACUGCUCUGGCUCUAAGCAUCACACUAGGUGGGUUUGGAGCAGACCGCUUCUACCUGGGCCAGUGGCGUGAAGGCCUGGGCAAGCUCUUCAGCUUUGGUGGCCUGGGAAUAUGGACACUAAUAGAUGUCUUGCUAAUUGGAGUUGGCUACGUGGGACCAGCAGAUGGCUCUUUGUACAUUUAGCUGUGGUUAUGUGCUUCAGAGAGGAGCAGUCCUUAGGAAAAGGUCUGUUGGCCUAUAGUAUCUGAUGUGUUGUGAGUUAUGUGUUUGUAUGUUUUUAAUGUACAGCAUCUGUACUUUGCUUGCCUUGAUAAAGGUAAAAUAAAGAAGUUAAACACUGAA